Molecule: messenger RNA, 3375 nt
Organism: Alternaria incomplexa
Lineage: Eukaryota; Fungi; Ascomycota; Dothideomycetes; Pleosporales; Pleosporaceae
Exons: 4
Coding region: 1-3375 (1124 amino acids)
Biological process (GO): regulation of DNA-templated transcription
Molecular function (GO): DNA-binding transcription factor activity, RNA polymerase II-specific; zinc ion binding
Source: RefSeq, a predicted model, not a curated record
AUGGCUGAUCCUGACGCGCCCGGCCAGUCUAAGAGAGCUCGUUUGGGCUCCGGCAAUCUUGAUCAUCCGCAGUAUAACGGCCACGGAUUUCCACCCCCUCCUCCACCGCCUCAUACCCAACCCACUCGACCUCCCUCCCAUCCCACUUUGGUCCAGGCGUCUCCGCCCUACGGUCCUCACGGCUUACCGGUUCCAUCUGCCCAGUACCCUUCUCACGUUCAAGGCUAUCCCGGACCACUACCUUCACCGUCCCUUCCGCCAUCUGAUAUUCGUGCCCUUGCGGACCCACGGAACAUACCCUCACCUCGUCAGCAUUCCAAUGGCGUUACUGGAGCAUCGCCUGUGACGAUCCCCCAGGACCGAAUCAACAGUUACCGUCCCCCACUCACACCUCAGACAACCACUGCGCCAGAGCAACACAGUUCCCGGUCCACCAGCGUCAGUAUCAGUGUCGACGUCAAGUCUCAAAGUCAGACUCCCAUGGAGCAUGGCGGCCACCACCAGCCGUGGGCAAUCAACCACGAGCAUCGCCCCAAUGGCAGCAUACCAAAUGGAUACAACCACGCCAUAAGUCCAUCACACCCCAACGGACCGCCAUAUCAUGUCCAGCCUCCACCACCUGUCCAGCAGCAGUAUGCCGCUCCUGCCACGCCCUACGCGCAGACUCCGUACAUGAACGACUAUGGCAACGCGCAGCAGAUACGGCGAAAGCAGGUGCGCGCCACCCAGGCGUGUAACCACUGCCGUUCGCGGAAGCAAAAGUGCGACGAAGCGCGACCGUGCCAGUUCUGCAGAGAGAACAACUUCGACUGCCAGUACAAGGACGUCCCGCCACCCAAGCAAGACAGAAGCAUGAUGCAACUUCAAGAAAGCGUUAACAGCAUAUCUGAAGUCCUGUCGCAGUUCGUGGACCAGUUCAACGGCUGGAAAUCCAGCGUUGAGAGCCGGCUCCCACAGCCGCGAGACCACGAAAUGAUGUCGAAUCACGCUUCGCCCGUAGCUUCUUUCUCGGCACCCCCGAGAGAGCACGGCACAUCCAGAUGGCCUACUCCCAUACAGGGAAGAGGACACAUGGGCCGGGUCAACAGCAACCUGAAGAUGGAGUCUCCCAUCGCUCCUCAUUCGAACAUGAUGUCGCCUUUGGGUGGACAAGCAUCAGCAUCUAUCAAGCAGGAGUCUCAGUUCGCACCACCUCCCCAACAGCCGGCCACACCAGCCGAGAGUGUAAGGACCGACCGCAGCCAUGCCACUGAGACCAGUCCCAAGGAGCAAACCGGUCUGCAAGGUGAUCACACAACACCUGCGCACAAGCUGCUCGACGAAUGGCAGCAAAUGAGCAUUUUCUAUCAAGGUAUUCCUUAUCUAAGAAGGCUAAUGGACAACGGUCGUGAAGUCUCGGACUACCCGAUGCAGCUUGAGCAGGAUCGCGGUCUGUUGCGCGUCUGGGGUGUUGGCGAGGGCCAAGACCUAAACGACGGAGCGCAGGGACCCGGAAGCCCGGAGAGCAGCAACGACUCCGAAGCCGCAUCACCAGCACCUGGCAAAGAAGGCCUAUGGGGCUAUCCAUUUUCUCCAGAUGCCGGUUCCGUAAAGACUCCGAUCGGCACACCUCGAGAGUACUUCCCCCAUCAGCCGCGGCAAGCCACUAGCAACGGGCUUGGCUCAGAUGGUCGGCCCGACUUCUCGCGCCCAGUCAUGUUCGAGUUGCUCAGGUCCUACAUGGAGACGAUGCACAUAUUCCACCCGUUCAUGAACGAGACCAAGCUCAGGCGCAUGUUCAAGGACUUCAGCGAUCAAUAUAGUCCUGAUGCAAGGCCUAUGAACCCCCGCUCGCCUGCUCCUGUCCAUGGCGUAAAGCGAAAACACUCGGAGAGCAACUUCGAGGGAGGAUUAGCAACAGGUCGCGGCGAGAUCGAGAGGUCUCUGCGCAACGCGAUUGUACUGCUCGUGCUUGCUCUUGGUAAAGUCUGCGCUCACACAGAUCCCUUGCCCGCGCCGAAGAACGACCGGCAUCCAUACGUCAACGAAUGGGGAACCUUUAGAGAAUCUCCACAUCCCAAUGGCGGCAGUUUCACCAGCGAGACCUCCGAUGAAAAUCGCCCCAGGAACAUCGACCUACUACCUGGCAUGGCCUACUAUGCCUACGCCACCGAUAUCCUAGGAAACCAACAAGGAGGUAACACUGUCGCGCAUGCGCAAGCUAAUCUCCUAGCUGCACUGUUCCUCAGUCAGUAUGCUCGAGUACUGGAAAGUUGGAGCUGGAUCAACAACGCGUGUCGCAUCGCCCUGGUUCUCAUCAAGGCCGACUACAGCAAGCUACUCCGUCAGAAUAGCGACCGAAGACAUACAUGGAGCGGCAAGGAGAGAUACAGACUUAACCUGGUGAUGUGUGUCUACUGGACAGCUCUCCAACUGGAAUCUGAUAUUCUGGCAGAGAUGAGCACUUUACCGCCUUCCGGCAUUUCUGCACAUCAAAGCGAGAUCAUGUACCCCGAAGGCGUCAACGAGAGUUGUUUGCAAGACCAGGAUAGCAACUUCGCGCAGCAAGAGGUGGAAGUACGCGCAGGCCCAAGGCAAGACUUGAUGAUGAAGCUGUAUUCCACGCAAACAUUCCUACGAGUUGUCCUCAACGUAGCGCAUAACGCUCUAUACGGCCCCACUGGCCGCAUGACCUUUGACCCUACCAGCUUCAAGGAGGUUGCUCAUCACGCACUUACCCACAAGGAAAUACUGGAAGGUUGGCGGAAGCUGCUCACACCGGAACUGGCCUGGUCGGACGACGAGUUACCCUCGACAGAUCUCAACAUUGCUCGUGUACGCGCCAAGUACUAUGGUGGUCUAUACAUGAUGUUGCGACCCUACCUCAAGCUCGCGAGUCACACGCUCGAGUUCCCGCCUCCCCCUCCAGGCACGACCGGUGCUGCGCAGCAUAACUCGCCAUCGCCUUAUCCAAGUGCGGCUACAAAUCGAAACGUGCAAAUGGUUGACCUCAGCGAAGACCAGCACAAGAUUAUCAAGAUCGCUUGCCAAUGUAUCGACGCCGCUAUCCGGAGUACCAUCGCAUUCGAUCGCGUAGGCGAAGAGCCAGGCAGCACAUACGAAUACUUCCAACCCACGCGCAAGAAGAGGCUUAUCGUCACCAACGUCUUCGGCACACUCCACGCGCAAUUCGGUAACAUGCUCGUCCUAGCCUCGGUCUACAAAUCCAAAUUAUACCCCCUGCUACCCAGCAAUACCUGGCUCACCAAGGCCAACCUCGCCGCCCUAUUCCGCCGCACGAUUGCUGUCAUUAGCGAUGUGGCGCAAAACUCGCCCAUCCUCCGCAUGGAUCUCGAAAUCCUCAAAAACGUCCAGAGGCAACAGGGUCUCGAAUGA